Molecule: messenger RNA, 1121 nt
Organism: Rubroshorea leprosula
Lineage: Eukaryota; Viridiplantae; Streptophyta; Magnoliopsida; Malvales; Dipterocarpaceae
Source: the annotation of a GenBank genome assembly
UGUGUUCUGCUCUUCUUCUUGUCUUCCCGCUGCAGCCAUCCGAAGAGAAAAAAAAAAGGGGAACCCAGCCAUGCCUUAGAGAAACCGGUGAGAUAAGCUUGGUUUUGGCCUUCUUUUCUUGUUCAAGAGCAAGAUUGGAGCCUUGAAAUCCUUCUUCCCCUGCUGGAAAAUCCAGAUCUGCUCUGUUCUUCCUUCCUCACCGCCGGCUGCUCCUGCUUUGUGGGGGCGAAUUUCUCUGAUUUUGGACCCGUGAGUCCCCCUGAAUUUUCUGCACUUGCCGCCGGCCUCUUCCCCAAUCUGCACUCCGGUUUUGCUUGCUGGAUUUAUGGUUUUUGAUCGUUCUGUCAGUUAGUACGUGAAUUGAGUGCUCGGUUUUAUGCAAGUGAGGUAAGUAAAUUUAUGGUAAUGCCUGUACUGUUUUAAAAGUAUGUUUUGAUUUGUUUUUGAAGUGGUGGUGAGACUAAACCCGUUUUGCACGAGUAUGACUGAUUUGAAGUGAAAUGUCUUAUGCUUUUCAUUAAAUUGAGCAUGCCUACUUGAAAUUUAAGUGACUGUCCUGAUGAUCUAAAAGUGAUUGUGAAUUGUGAUUUUCCUGUUAACUUUUCUGCCUGUUUUGUCUCCGAUGUGGUCAUGUUAUUCGUGACCCUGCUAGUGGGGGAGGUUAUAAACGCUAGCAUAUGUCGACAUAUAGUGAUAGAGCUGGUUCGUUCAACCCAGCUAGUGGGGGUUAUACACCAGCAAAUCGUGGCCCUGCUAGUGAGGAUUAUACACUAGCCGUGACCUAUAGAGGAGAUGUCUAUUUCGUUCCUGUACUUUUUUCCUUGUCUACCAUUUCAGGAAGUGAAAUCGAGGACGGAGAAACCACGAGAAGUAACGAGUUAGAAGGCUAGCUAUAUUAUAAUUGGAUAUAAGCUUUAGAAUAAAUCAUGAUAUUGUAUUUGGAGAUUUUAUGAUAUCAGAGAGAAUUUUAUAAUUUGAUCUUCAGAUUUUGGUGGUAUCAGAGUGUGAUAUGAUAAGUUCCGAGUCUUGUGCACUUGUGGGACUCGUCUCACGAGUGUACGGCGUCUGUCGCGCCUUGGAUUUGGGUUUUGGGGCGUGACAAAUAUAUUCUUUCAUUAAAA